UUAUAGAGAAGCCCAUGUCUCACAGUAAUAGGGAAGAAAAACAUAACUGGGGAAAAUCUUUCUCUUUCAAAAAAGGUUUACGAACUUUGUCCAAUCCGAAUCAGGACUUUGAGAGCCAACAAAACAGUUGUAGUAGAAAAAAGUCUCUUAGCUUUAAUAUAAGAAAGGAAAUAUACUCGAAGGGGACUGAACAUUUAAAUAAGGCAAAGAGAAAAGAGCAUUCGCAGAGUCAAGGAAAAUUUUCGCUAUUUAGGCGAACUUCCGCUUUACGAAAACGCUCAAACUAUGAAAACAUCAAGGAGGAGGAUAUCCUAGGCUCAGUUGAUAUAAUAGAGAGCGACUUAUUUGAGCCGGAAUACGAAACUGCUUCUCCUAGCCAGACAAGCGAAAGGAGCCUUGCUACUACUUCUAGUUCGAGCUACAUUAGAGCGAGGGAAGGCGAAACAGAAGGCCCAAGAAGCGAGACUGAUGAUAUAUCACAAUCUUUCAGCAGCUUACAACUUGGGAAAGACGACGUCUAUGUUCGACCUCUCGGCGCUACAUUUGAAGUAGACGAGCCAGAGGAGAAUUGCAAGGGGCCUCAAAAAUCGCUUCAAGAUGAACUAAAGGAAAACUCUCACGAGGGUGAGGGGGAAGUUGAUAAGUUAAAUAAUAGUUCAAGUCUCUCACUAGAGAGAGGUGAAGAGAAUAAUAGAUUUAUUUCCCUUCCGGGUAUUUGUUUACCGGCGGAAAGGACAAUGGAGGAACUUGCAAGGCGCCGCGAAGCAUUUGUGAGCUUGCGCUGUAUAGCAGUCAUGAAAGGCGGGAGAUAAAAAUCAAGCAGAUGGACGAGUUAUAAAUAUAUGAUACUUUUAAUUAUUUUUUAUUGGUUUGUUUUGUA
This is a messenger RNA of Zophobas morio, 880 nucleotides long. RefSeq lists its product as uncharacterized. NCBI's taxonomy places the organism in Eukaryota, Metazoa, Arthropoda, Insecta, Coleoptera, Tenebrionidae. The coding region runs from base 15 to 812 and encodes 265 amino acids. The record is from RefSeq and is a predicted model, not a curated record. The transcript has 6 exons.